AUGCCCGUCAUCCAUCUUUCAUUGCGCUCUGCCUUUCCGACUGAUGCGGCGUCAUCAUCAUCCCUCAAGCCGGAAUACAUUGCUGGCUUCGUCAUAGUCGGUGUCAUUAUUUUAGCUGUGGCUUUCUGGCUCGGGGUACGCAAGUACCGCAAGCACGCUCUAGCAAAGAGGGAAUCCCAACUUGGCGCAGCUUUUCUGUCUGUGCGCGGGAUUCGCCCAGAAGAUGAGAAAGUCGAAUCGGCGGGAAAUCCUGGCAACGGGUUUUCCAGGAAUCAAAUGGGACCUGCCAUUGUCCUUCCUGACAAGGUUCUGACACGCCCCGGCCUGGCUAAUCGCGAAGAAAUUGUCAACUUUCACCGACAAUCAGGAAAUUUCCCUCAGGCAUUCUCUGCGAAACCCUUUUCAUUUGCACUCUCCGCUGGUUCACCCAGAACCUCCACACUCGAACCUACCGGUCCAAACCGAACGUCCGUUUUCCGUAACUCCUUUAUGAGCGGCUCGAGUAGUCAAAACCGCUUCUCCGUGAUGUCAACCGCCUCUUCAUCAUCCAGUUUCACAACUGGAACCGCACGCAAAGUUCGGCAGUUAUUUAGUCCCGUCCUUCCGGACGAACUUCUUCUCACAAAACUUGGUGAACACCUCACCGUUGUGCAAUCAUUCGACGACGGCUGGUGCGUCGUUGGUCGGGAGAACAACGCUAUUUUCCACACAGCCAAGUCACUUUUCAAACAAACUCCUGUUGCGGAGAAUGACGUAGAACUGGGAGUUGUGCCAGCUUGGUGCUUCCUGAAACCCGUGAAGGGGCUUCGGGCUGAAAGGCCCGUCCGAAGCACCAGUCUGGGUAUUACUAUUCAGAUGGACGGGCCAGGUAGCGCUUCUCGCGGUGAUCUCGUGUCAUGGUCAAAUUUCUGA
Laccaria bicolor S238N-H82 is the source of this 912-nucleotide messenger RNA. RefSeq lists its product as uncharacterized. NCBI's taxonomy places the organism in Eukaryota, Fungi, Basidiomycota, Agaricomycetes, Agaricales, Hydnangiaceae. The record is from RefSeq and is a predicted model, not a curated record. Bases 1 to 912 code for a protein of 303 amino acids. The transcript is spliced from 2 exons.